AGGAUCCAAUUCGGUCUAGUCACGAGGCCAGUCCGUCGGAACUGUACUUGGCUGCAGGGCGCGCAGCCGCAUGACUCCCCAGCCUCGGUUCGCAGCCGGCGGGUUUGAGAAGUGCGGCGGCCUCGCCCUCCUUGCACCCGCCCCACCCCGGGGCCGAGGGCGGGGCUGCGCCUGCGCACUCUCCCGGCGGUCCCGGGCGCGCGUCUCGGGUUCCCUCUGACUCUCACUCUCGGGUUCCCUGCGACUCUUGGUGCCCAGAACCAGGUCGUCCCGCCGCGCAGGUGCCCCGCGCCCUCGGAUCUUCCGUCCCCCGGUCUCCCGGCCUCUUCCCCCGGCCAUGUCGUCCUGCAGCCGCGUGGCGCUGGUGACCGGGGCCAACAAGGGCAUCGGCUUCGCCAUCACGCGCGAGCUGUGCCGGCAGUUCUCGGGGGACGUGGUGCUGACGGCGCGGGACGCGGCGCGGGGCCGGGCGGCCGUGCAGCAGCUGCAGGCCGAGGGCCUGAGCCCGCGCUUCCACCAGCUGGACAUCGACGACCAGCAGAGCAUCCGCGCCCUGCGCGAUUUCCUCCGCAAGGAGUACGGGGGGCUCGACGUGCUGGUCAACAACGCGGGCAUCGCCUUUAAGACCGCUGAUCCUACCCCCUUUCAUAUUCAAGCAGAGGUGACAAUGAAAACAAACUUCUUUGGUACCCAAGCUGUGUGCAAGGAGUUGCUGCCCCUGAUAAAGCCCCAAGGCAGAGUGGUGAAUGUGUCUAGCAUGGUUAGUGUUGGCACUCUUAAAAGCUGCAGCCCAGAGCUGCAGAAGAAGUUUCGAAGUGAGACCAUCACGGAGGAGGAGCUGGUGGGGCUCAUGAACAAGUUUGUGGAAGAUACGAAGAAUGGUGUGCACCAGAAGGAGGGCUGGCCCAAUACUGCGUAUGGAGUGUCGAAGAUCGGCGUCACAGUCCUGUCCAGAAUCCAAGCCAGGAAACUCAGUGAGCAGAGGAGAAGCGACAAGAUACUCCUGAAUGCCUGCUGCCCAGGGUGGGUGAGAACCGACAUGGCAGGGCCCAACGCCACCAAAAGCCCUGAAGAAGGAGCCGAGACACCAGUGUACUUGGCCCUUCUGCCCCCAGAUGCGGAGGGGCCUCACGGGCAGUUUGUUUCAGAGAAAAAAGUGGAACAGUGGUGAGCGCCAUAACAGCUCCAUCCCAGCUCCAACCCUGGGUUAUUUUACUCCCUGUCUUCCUUCUACCAAAAAUACACUUAACACUUAUCACAAACAGCCCUGUUGAGCACUGAUUUUGAGUUGCCUAACUAAUUUUUUGAAGUCUUUUGUGAUUUCCUCUAUAAUACUAUAUAUAGGGGUAAAAAGGUGUAAUUGAUAAAGAUAAUGAUUGAAAAUUAAUAGAUGAAUAAAUGGUUCUUUAUAAAUGUC
Molecule: messenger RNA, 1417 nt
Organism: Choloepus didactylus (southern two-toed sloth)
Lineage: Eukaryota; Metazoa; Chordata; Mammalia; Pilosa; Megalonychidae
Product: carbonyl reductase [NADPH] 1
Exons: 3
Coding region: 338-1171 (277 amino acids)
Molecular function (GO): carbonyl reductase (NADPH) activity
Source: RefSeq, a predicted model, not a curated record